CGCCAUGAAAGAGUCAGUUUCUAAAGAGACUUUACCAACUGUUGACGACUUUGGCAACAAACAAUCUAAACUGUGCAAGCAGAAAAGGAAGAGAACCAAUCAAGUUGAUACUAGAAAGCUUAUGUUUGUACCAGUAGACUCUUCUUCUCAACCUCUGUCGCAAGAAGAAAGUUUGGUUGCUACUAGUAUCACUAGAAUAGAUGAUAAGUCUUGUUCCAAUUCUACUUUAGAGUCAGAAGUUCAGAAUUCUUCGACAGAUACCCACUCAACUCAAGUACAACCCAAUCUGGAAAAUCGUAUAGCCAAGUCGCAACUGAAAACCAAACAGCACUGUGAGUCAGCGCUGUUGGAAGAAAACAAUAGUUCCGCAGCAGAAAAUAUACAAAUGCAGUCUUUUGUAGAAGAUAUAAAGGAUUCUCAAACUUUUCAAGAAAGCCAUGAUAGGUCAACUUCCACGACUGAGUCCAGUUUGCAAGGAACAGGGACGACUGAAGUAUCAUUGGAAUUGGCAAUAGCUCAGUUAGAGAAUAGUGUUUGCAGAAUGGAAGGUAUAGCAAAUAUGAGCUUUCUUCACUUAACAUGUACUACUUUGGAGAUGUUGCUUACUUAUCUAUGGAAAAUGGCUUGUCCUUGUUUUUGCUUCCAUUUGCAAGGAAACCAUUUAUCGACCCUUCCAGACUCUAUCAAGUUAUUCUCAGAAAGUAUCACACACCUAUAUUUACAAGAUAAUAGAUUGCAAGUAUUUCCUUCAACGCUUUGCUGUUUGAAGAAACUGAGAGUGCUGGAUUUAUCUCGAAAUUGCCUGCGAUAUUUACCUGAAGAAAUAUCCAACUUGCAAAACCUUGUCAUUCUUGAUAUAUCAGACAACAAUUUGAUACAGCUACCUUCGAGCAUUUGGCAAAUGCCACUACUUGAAACGAUUCAUUAUGCUGGUAAUCCCGAGUUGCAGCGUUGAUCAUUUCUAUAACUGUUCUAACAAUA
Galdieria sulphuraria is the source of this 981-nucleotide messenger RNA. RefSeq lists its product as hypothetical. Gene Ontology annotation, molecular function: protein binding. The transcript has 2 exons. Lineage: Eukaryota; Rhodophyta; Bangiophyceae; Galdieriales; Galdieriaceae. Bases 5 to 955 code for a protein of 316 amino acids. The record is from RefSeq and is a predicted model, not a curated record.